This is a messenger RNA of Erinaceus europaeus (western European hedgehog), 1662 nucleotides long. It is a transcript of the gene KLF16, whose product is annotated as KLF transcription factor 16. NCBI's taxonomy places the organism in Eukaryota, Metazoa, Chordata, Mammalia, Eulipotyphla, Erinaceidae. The transcript is spliced from 2 exons. The coding region runs from base 1 to 1602 and encodes 533 amino acids. The record is from RefSeq and is a predicted model, not a curated record. Gene Ontology annotation, molecular function: RNA polymerase II cis-regulatory region sequence-specific DNA binding; DNA-binding transcription factor activity, RNA polymerase II-specific. Gene Ontology annotation, biological process: regulation of transcription by RNA polymerase II.
AUGAGACCGGCGGCCCGCUUGCUCGGCGCACAGGGACACGCGUGGGGCCGCGGGGCCCGAGCCCCCUCCCCACCGUGGCUAGGGGUGCGGGAGGCCUCGCCCAGGCGGGGUCGAACCCAGGGGACAGGGCGGGGGGACGGCGCCAAGCCCCGGGCGCGCCCCCUGCAGGCCGCCCCCAGCCCAGGCGCCCCACUUCCGCGACCCGGGGGCCCCGCAGGGCGCAUCCCCGCCCCCGGGGCAGAGUGUCCUCGUGAGCCCCGGGGAGGCGGAGGCGCCCAGAGCCCGCCGGGACCCCUAGUGUCCCCGAAGCCCGGUCACUGCGGGGAAGGGCCCCCGCCCGGCCGGCCGGCCCCCGCGGGGCGCCAAAAAGCGGAACCCCGGCGCCCACGGGCGGGGCGCCCCACCCUGGCCUCCGCGCGCCCGGGCAGCGGCAGGGACCUCGGGGCGCACGUGGGACCCCCGCGGUCCGGGGUGCGGGUCGCCCGCCGCGGGGGAGGGGGAGGGUCGCGCACGUGGCCGGGGGGCGGGGCCGCCGCUUCCGCACCCCCCGGCGGCCACGUGGGGUGCCCUCCCCCACCGCGAUCGGGGGCGCGCCCUGCCGGGGGCGGGGAGGCGCGCGGGGGGGGGCGGGGCGCCGCGGGCGGGCGAGUGGGUGGGGGGCCCACCAGACCCCCGAGCGGGCGGCCCCGCAGCGGGCGGCGCGGGCGGCGGGCCGGCGGGGCUCCGGCUCGGGGGUCCCGAGGGGCGGCCUCCCUCCGGGGGACCCCCGCCCCCCAGCCGGGUGCGUCAGGCGCGGCGCCGGGGCGGGGCCGGGGGGCGGGGCGGCGCGGUGGCGCGCCCGGCCUCCCGCUCCCGCCUCCGCCUCCCUCCCGCACUCGCCGCCGCCGCCGGCCCGCGCCCCCCGCGCCCCCCAUGGCCUGCGUGGACUACUUCGCGGCCGACGUGCUCAUGGCCAUCUCGUCGGGCGCCGUGGUGCACCCCGAGCCCGCCGGGCCCCCCGCCCCCGCCGCCGCCGGCCUGGAGCUGCGCGCGCCCCCGGCGCCCCCCGCGCCCCCCGCGCCCGCCGCGCCCGCCGCGGCCCCCGCGCCGCACCUGCUGGCCGCCAGCAUCCUGGCCGACCUCCGCGCCGGGCUCCCGGGGGCACCCCCGCCCGCAUCGCCGCCCCCCGCCGCCGCGUCCCCGCCGCCCGGCCGCGCCCCCCCCGCCGCCGCCGCCGCCGCCGCCGCCAAGAGCCACCGCUGCCCGUUCCCGGGGUGCGCCAAGGCCUACUACAAGUCCUCGCACCUCAAGUCGCACCUGCGCACCCACACCGGAGAGCGGCCCUUCGCCUGCGACUGGCCCGGCUGCCACAAGAAGUUCGCGCGCUCCGACGAGCUGGCCCGGCACCACCGCACCCACACGGGCGAGAAGCGCUUCCCCUGCCCGCUGUGCGCCAAGCGCUUCACCCGCAGCGACCACCUCACCAAGCACGCCCGCCGGCACCCCGACUUCAGGCCCGAGCUGCUCCGCCGCCCCGGCGCCCGCAGCGCCUCGCCCAGCGACUCCCUGCCCGGCAGCCCCGCGCCCAGCCCCGCGCCCAGCCCCGCGCCCGCCAGCCUGUAGGGCCCGCACAGGCCCCACGCCGCCUGCCCGCUGCCCGCUGCCCGCUGCCCGGCCCGGCCC